This is a messenger RNA of Aedes aegypti (yellow fever mosquito), 1864 nucleotides long. RefSeq names its product tissue inhibitor of metalloproteases (gene Timp). Gene Ontology annotation, molecular function: metalloendopeptidase inhibitor activity; protease binding. Gene Ontology annotation, biological process: negative regulation of membrane protein ectodomain proteolysis; negative regulation of endopeptidase activity. The record is from RefSeq and is a predicted model, not a curated record. The transcript is spliced from 4 exons. The coding region runs from base 482 to 1123 and encodes 213 amino acids. Gene Ontology annotation, cellular component: extracellular matrix. Lineage: Eukaryota; Metazoa; Arthropoda; Insecta; Diptera; Culicidae.
ACUCAAACAACCAGUUGAGAUUCGAACGCCGUACCGAUUGGAUGUGUUAUUUUUACGCGACCGCUUUUCAGGAAAAAAAGGGUGUGAAGACGAAAUAGUCGUGAAGUGCAGAGAAAAUUGUUAUUGUAAACCUCCUCACAUAGUAAUUUGUUUGCUCUCACAUGGUGCAGUGAAAUGGUAAAAAAUCCCACGAAAUAGUCCGCUAUUACAAAUCAAGAUCACAAGCGGCAGCGAAAUUGGAUGGUAAAAGUGUAACCGACAAGGGCAACAUCUGUGCAAAGUGUCUGGGAGAUCAACAAGUUGAUCCUGAGUGGCAGUCCCUUACGCGUUGAGCGUUUUCAAGUGAACGUGAUUUUCGAGGAAUAGGCUGUGACGGCGCUUUUUAUUAUUAUCGGCGUACCGCAAAAGAUCGAAGGACGAUCCGAGUUCAGCCUCAAGUCGCCGCAUUUACAGGCGCACCGAAGAAGGUGUUCAUCGUACCAUGUUACAAACGAGAAUGAAUCCCUACCACGUGAUGACAGCGGCGCUGCUGGUUGCCCUGGGUGUAAUACUGCAACUGAGUUCGACCGAAGCGUGCAGUUGUUUGCCGGAGCACGCACAGACAGCCUACUGCGAUGCCGAGUAUGUGAUUGUGGCCCAGGUGCUCAGAAAGUCGAACCGAAAGCAUAACGACAAUAACGUUUACAAGAUCGCCAUCAAAAAAGAAUACAAGAUGUCACCCCGUGCACAAAAAAUGCUCAAGCAAGGAAAGCUCAUUACACCGUCAACUGAUUCCAUGUGCGGCAUACAGCUUGAAGUGAAUCAGCUUUAUGCGAUUGCCGCCAGAGACAUUCACGUUGGCCUGUGCAACUUUGUGCGCAAGUACAGCGAUCUUACGAUUGUGGAAAAGCGUGGCCUGGCUGGUAUCUACCGUAAAGGAUGUUCGUGUCAGAUCAAGCCUUGCUUCAGCGGCGAGUGUAAUAUGACGAUCGGGGCCUGCAAUUGGACACCGUGGGCUUCCUGUGAGACGGAUUACGGAUCGUGCAUUCCGACGCGAGGAUAUCUGAUUGAUGGAUCACCGGCCAAAUGCCACUGGCGUCGAUCACCACUCUAUCAAAAGUGUAAAGUGGACACAAGAGAAUGAUCUGAACACGGCUGUCGAGUUUUUAGUUGACAUGUUUAAUUUUUGUUCUUCGCUGUAAUUAUUUCAUUCUGAGAAUUCACUCCUCCGUUUACCCCCAAAUUCUCCAGUGGGUGUAGCGAAUGUUUCUAUUGUAAAAUUACUAUUUUAUAAAACCACAGAUAACAGAUGUUUAUGUCCGAUUGUAAAACUGUGUAAGACAAUGAUUGGUGAUUUUAAGUGGCAACACAAGUAGCAACAUCGUGGUAGCGCUGUUAUCGCUAAGUUCCCAUGGUGAUGUCUGUGGUGAAUAUGAAACAUUUCAAGAUAUUUAUAUUCACCACUGAUUGCAGCAAUUCGUUGUGUGGCGGCGCUAGUGUUUUCAACGUGUUUUAGUUUGAAUAUUUACACAAGUUUUCAGAAGAUUUUUGUUCUAGCAUAAACAUCUGUUAUCUGUGAUAAAACCUGAUAAUACUAUUUAUUAUCCAAAUGCAUAUACUAUUUAUUUUACACAGGUGAAAGUCAAAUACAGUAACAAUUUGUCUGAUUUCCAUGUGAAUAUUUAUUUGUAUUUUUGCGUGCGGCAAUGCUCCUUUGUACUUGCAGAAAAUAUUAUGUUGUAGUACAAAUAGCGAUACGUUUAGAUUAAGCAAUAUUUCUGGAAGAGAAAAGUAGUGUAAUCUCCCUAAGAAACUUACUAUUUGUUAAAAAGAACUAAAACGCACAAUAAAAUGUUGUUUUGAAAAUCGUUUUUCUUCGAUGAUA